UUAAAUUUUCUCCCACAGUGAGACUGAGGUGCCGGUGGUCCACGAGAAAAAUCUCCGCAGUUACAUGGUUGCUUUUUCUUUUCCCAACCCCAGCACUUUAAGUUUUAACCUUUAUUCCACGAACAUGUCGACUGAAAAUAAGCCAAGCAAUCACCACAACAUAUCAGUAGAACUUUUCAUACCUUUGAAAUGCGACAGAAAACAAUCUGUAUGCACUGUUCAUACAAACCGAGCUAAUAAAUAGAUCUCGGGAAGCGCAUGUGGGUGUUUCUGAAAUCAGUGUAUUAGUCUUGGCUGGACAUGGUUACUUUCUGACCUGAACUGUGGACUUGUCUCUGAAGGCCUCCGUCUCCUGUACUUUUUGAUUGCUCAAGCACUUUGAUAAUAUUUUACGGCGAAUUAUAAUGGCUUCCAGAUUUGAGGAGGAGGAGACUGUGGAUGGACCCGUUUAUAAUUUAGGCAAAGGAACCACAAGCAUUCAUGUCGAAGCCCUUGAUGGCCUCGUCCAUGUAAAUUCCCUAUUUACGUUAGCUGUAUUUGUUGGUUUGACAAUUUCUCCUGGCGAUGGAGUAUUAGUGGAAAGUGCAAAUUGUUUAGCAGGUGAAGACAUUUCAAGAAACCUUAUGACAUUCCAGGUAGUGUCAUUCAGUUCAUUUCUGUUCUCCAGCUUGGUUGCACAGGGAUUGAAGCAAGCCAUAGUUCUGAUCGAUAGCAACAAUGUUAAGAUGAUCUUCAAGGCUUAUAUCAACAACACCUUUCUAAGAGUUGGGAUGCUUUUAUCUGCAAUAGGUUCAGUUUGUGGGUCUAUUUUUCUGAUGCUGGCUCUAAUGGAUUUGAUUCAAAUAAAACUUGGAACCCUUUCCUGUGGAAGUGGUCGGUCUAUAGGAGCAGUUGUACCUCUUUUCAUGUUAGUACCAACAGCCUUGGUUAUCUACAUUUGCAUUGUUUCGUAUGCUUUCUUGCAUUAGGUCGCUUGUAUUUUUUACAAUGAAAAGAGUUCAGAAUAGGAGGUCACAUUUAUCAUUGGUUUUUUUAUUAGAAGGCUGCUAUUUUCUGUAUUAUAUAUGCCACAUACUCUGUUCUUUUCAUGUGAUAUGUUUUCUUUCAGUUGGAAUAGAGGGGAUCCCAGCUUUUAGUAUGGUAGACCUCCUACUGUAUUUAGUUUGAGUAGUUUUUUAAACUUCAUAUAAAAAAAGACAUCUGUAGUCUGUUGUGUUCUGGUGGAGUUGUAAAGUUGAUGCCUAUUGUGGAGAGAGUACGGUUUGAUUGCGGGUCAUGAGACCAUUAUUCACAUAUUCAUAGAAGGUGAUUACUGUAAUCUAUAUGACAUAUGUUGUAUUUGAAUAUUAACUAAUUUUCACAUGAGGUGUUUAUGGCAACCAUAUAAAAGGCAACCAAUAUAAUCAACGACAGAUCUUUCUGAUCA
Molecule: messenger RNA, 1426 nt
Organism: Cryptomeria japonica (Japanese cedar)
Lineage: Eukaryota; Viridiplantae; Streptophyta; Pinopsida; Cupressales; Cupressaceae
Exons: 2
Coding region: 405-968 (187 amino acids)
Source: RefSeq, a predicted model, not a curated record